UUUAGCAUUUACAUCUAUAAAUUCCCAUCCCUUUGAAUCUUUUUUUCUUUCUCUUCAAUUCAACCCAAUCCCCUCUUUCUUGUUGGUUCAUAAUUGUCCGUCCGUACGUCGAAUCUGUGCUUUGUUUCAGUUGCACUUGAAAAAAACAAACAAUUUUUUCUCCGUCAGCCGUUUCAUUUUCAUAGAGAUUCAUCAAAUUCUGAAGCGUUCUUGAGACCCAUUUUGAAGAUCUGGUGUUCUGUUCUUAGUUUCUUAGUAUAUGGACUAUGAACUUUUAGACAGCAGUGGUUAUUCCGCAAAGGGUUGUAUUGUGUAGAUUUGUGGUAAGCUCCGCUGGAUUACUCUCUGAAAAUUAAGGACAAAGAAACUAGGGCUCGGCUCCAAAUAUCCAGUUUAUUUCUUAAUCAGUAGCUAACUCGUCAAAAACCAGAGGACAAUAGAAGCUGGUUGUUGGGGGAGGGGGUUGAUUAAAAAGAUUGUUGACUAAAUCUGAUGGUUUCUUUAUUAGUGUCUGCGUGGGCCAAUCAAAAUAUGCACUAUUAGCAUCUCGGAUAUUUAUCUCGGUGAGGUACUGAUGAUGAUCUGCCUCAAUCACAAUAUAAUAGAGCCCCUGCAGGAAGUAUUAUCGCUGGAAACGGAAGGUCUAGCAUAAGUUCAGCCCUAUACCAAAGGAUGUAUGUUGAUAUGGAACCCCAAAUUCACAACCUUGAGCAGGAAGCAUACGGUGCAAUCCUUCGAGCUUUCAAAGCACAGUCUGAUGCUCUUACAUGGGAAAAGGAAAGCUUGAUAACAGAACUCAGGAAAGAGCUAAGAGUAUCAGAUGAUGAGCACAGGGACCUACUAACCAAGGUCAAUGCAGAUAACCUCAUUCAUAGGAUCAGGGAAUGGAGAAAGAAUAUGGGAAACCAACCUGUUCAUGAACAACUCCCUAGUCCAACGGUUUCUGGAUCAAGAAAGAGGCCUAAAAUGUCACAGUCUGUGAUAAUGCCAUUUGGUGCCCCAUCCGAGUCAUUGCACCAUCAGACAAUUGGUGCAAGCACACAACCUACAACUCCAGGUGCAAAAUGGGGAGUAGCACCAGGAAAUGGAGGAUUGAGGUCUAGACCUGGUCAACCAGUUUUCUCCUCAAAGCCCGCUCAUUAUCAACAGGCUGGUCCUGGUUCUUCAGGUGCUCUUCGUUCAGGUGAACUUGCUGAAAGACCACGUGACUCCUUCCUUGGGAGAAGAGUGAUGACUAGGUGGCCAGAUGACAACAACUUCUACGAGGCCAUUAUAACUAAAUACAACGCUGUAGAUGGUCGGCAUGCUUUGGUGUAUGAUAUUGAUACACCAAAUGAGACCUGGGAAUGGGUUGAUCUCAAAGAGAUUCCCUCCAAUGAUAUUCGAUGGGUAGGUGAUGAUCCUGGAAUAUCUCAAGUUGGUGGAGGUGGUGGGCCAGGCUAUGGAGUUAAUACUCUAAGUGCUGGAAGAGGGAGGAGAUUUGCUAGGCAACAAUUUGAGAAUGAUGUUCCCGCGUCACAAAACGGAAUUGUACAGAGGACUCCAGAUGAAAUUGAGAUACUACACACAGAAACACUGUUAAAGAAGGUUGAGAAGGUUAUUGAUGCAAGUCACCCUGAUCUGCUUGAGAUUGAAAAGGCUAAGAAAAUGCUUAAGGAACAUGAACAAGCUCUAGUUGAUGUGAUUGCCAAGCUUGCGGAUGUUUGUGACAGUGGAAGUGGUGGGGAGCAGCCCUCCUUUCCUAGAAAUUAUCCACAUGGAAGCAAUCAUGAUGGCGCCGAUAUGGAUCCUGAGACGAGGGGAAGACCUCUAACUAACGAAACAGCAAGAGGUCAAGGCGCACAGGAAAAUCAGCAAGAUGAGGAUGUCAUCGUUAUUUAGUUCAAUUUCCUUCUCAUAACAGCAACAUUUGUACUUUGUCUAUGUAGGAUUCUGGAGCUACUAAACUUUGUAUUUCAGCUCGAUUUUAUGGUAGAAAUGGAUUCAAGUGCCAUAGUUAGUUGCAUUUGUUAAUCUUGUAAGACGAUGUAGAGUUCUCUUUGUAUGUUCUAUUUCAGUAACUUUUAGUUGUGCUGCUACGAUGGACUCCUUCAUCCACCUCCCAUCCACUGAAUAAAGCUGCUUCUGUUUUCUUUUC
Nicotiana tabacum (common tobacco) is the source of this 2137-nucleotide messenger RNA. RefSeq names its product protein EMSY-LIKE 3-like. NCBI's taxonomy places the organism in Eukaryota, Viridiplantae, Streptophyta, Magnoliopsida, Solanales, Solanaceae. Gene Ontology annotation, cellular component: nucleus. Gene Ontology annotation, biological process: defense response to fungus. The record is from RefSeq and is a predicted model, not a curated record.